ACAACCCAAAACACACGUGCAAAGACUGAGCCGUACGUUGUGCUGCACAGUGAAAUUAAUCUCAACUUUUUCCUCCGUAAAAUCGUACAUUAACUUAGUAAAAUAGUACCUUCACGAUGGGUGAUGGUGAUUUCAGCUCGGUGACGCUUUCGAGCGCCAAAGCACGCCAGAAGAAACUUUGCACGAUGCGGCUAAACGACCCGGUGAAGAAACCGUACUACAAAGAUACCGACAGUUUCGGCGCCCGUAUGCUCAGCAAGCUCGGCUGGACGGAGGGCAAGGGGCUGGGGCGGGAUGAGAACGGAAUCACCAUUCCCAUCUCGAACCGGGUGAAGCUGGACACGGAAGGGGUUGGUUUCGUCGGCGGUAGGGACGACAUGUGGACGCAGCAUGAGGCAGGCUUUACCGAACUGCUCCGGCGCUUGAACGGUGAUGAGAGUGAACCGGCCGAAGGUGCAGGUGACGCCGUGAUCGACCCCAAAAGCCAGGUGCAAUCGCUCGAGGAGCGGUCGAAGCAAUCGCGCGCCCGUGUGCACUACACCCGGUUCACCCGGGGCAAAGAUUUGAGCAGAGUGAACGAGAAAGAUUUGGCCAACAUUUUUGGCAAACGUUCGCUGACCGAGAGCAGCAGGCCGAGGGAAGAGGAGGAGCAGCCGGCUUCGAGCGGGGGUGAGAGUGCCGAGGAGGAUCGGCCUGUUUUAGGUUUGUCAACGAUUAAGGCAAGCAUGUCGAUGCAGGAUUAUUUCAAGGAGAAAAUGAAACAGAGAGCUGCCGCGGGCGAUGGAGUAGCACCGGUGGAGGCAACGGUUAAGACGAACGGACAGGACGGUGAGGAGGAAAUGGUCACCGAAGAGACGCAUGAUGGUGAGAAGAUUAAAAAGAAGAAGAGUAAGAAAAAAGCAAAGGAAAACGGACAAACGGUGGAACCGAUGGAGGAAGCUGUAGCUGUUGAAGAAGCACCAGCAACUAAAAAAUCCAAAAGGAAAAGAGAGCAAUUGGAGGAGUACGAGCAAGAAGUUUUGGUGAAUGGUGACUCAGUUGAACCGGCAAGCGAACCGUCGGAACCGGUGAAAAAGAAGAAAAAGGCAAAGAAGCACACCUCAGGACAGGAACCCACUGUCGAGUCGGCCUGUGAGGUCGCAGAAGAAGAAACGGGACAGAUGGUAGAUGAAACAGCUGCUGCCGAGGAGCCGGUAAAAAAGAAGAAAAAAUCUAAAAAACAAACCUCUGAACCGGAGCUCAAAGUAGAACCAUCCAGCGAGGUGACAGAAGAAGAAAAGGUAGUUGCGACUGUGGAAAACACUGCUUCUGCCGAUGAGCCGGUGAAAAAGAAGAAAAAAUCCAAGAAGAAUACCUCUGAUCCGGAACCACCAGUCGUUGAGUCAACCGAUGAGGUGGCUGAAUUAGAGCCACCCACAGACACCACUGCCACUGUCGAAGAACCGGUGAAAAAGAAGAAAAAAUCCAAAACGCCCAAAUCAGAAUCCUCUACAGAAGAAGGCGCGGUGGAAAACCCCACACCGGAACCAAACACUGUCGAAGCUGGCGAAGAACCGGCCAACGCCACCGAAACGGGUGCUUCCACAUCCGCGAAGAAGAAGAAAAAGAAGAAAGGCAAACGAGCGGCCAGUCCAGCAGACGGAGAAGCAGCCAACAACGAACCAGCAUCAUCGCUAGCCGUGAACGGCAGUACCACGGAACCAGCAUCAAACGGUAAGGAAAGCGUCGGUCCGAUGGAUGAAAUAACGCUGCAGGUGGCCGCAGCCAACGCACUUUCGGCCGAGUACGCGGGCAAGUCGGAGGAAACGACCUGCAAAGUGAAGGUCGAAGUGCUGAAAUACCUGGACGAGGCGCGUUUCGCUGGCUCUAAUUUUGGCGAUAUUAUCGGUUACAGAUUAACGGAGGACGUGAAGCUCGUCAAGAACGCUGCAUCGAAGGAGGGUGGCGACGGUGGUCCAUCGAGGAAAUUUACCCCACGGCGGAGGUAGUAGCGAGUGGAACGGUUAAAGCGGAAACGCAUCGGUUCGGUUAGCCCACUAAUAGUGUGUGCGCAUGAUUUGUGGACUAGGAACCAAUAAAUAUUUAAUUUUUACGAAAGCGA
Messenger RNA from Anopheles arabiensis, 2101 nucleotides. RefSeq names its product PIN2/TERF1-interacting telomerase inhibitor 1. Gene Ontology annotation, molecular function: nucleic acid binding; telomerase inhibitor activity. Lineage: Eukaryota; Metazoa; Arthropoda; Insecta; Diptera; Culicidae. Gene Ontology annotation, biological process: regulation of ribosome biogenesis. The record is from RefSeq and is a predicted model, not a curated record. The transcript has 2 exons. Gene Ontology annotation, cellular component: nucleolus. Bases 117 to 1988 code for a protein of 623 amino acids.